This is a messenger RNA of Cladophialophora carrionii CBS 160.54, 870 nucleotides long. RefSeq lists its product as uncharacterized. Bases 1 to 870 code for a protein of 289 amino acids. NCBI's taxonomy places the organism in Eukaryota, Fungi, Ascomycota, Eurotiomycetes, Chaetothyriales, Herpotrichiellaceae. The transcript is spliced from 4 exons. The record is from RefSeq and is a predicted model, not a curated record.
AUGACUAAAGCAGCAGAUCCAUAUUACAACCGAAAACCAGUCCCUGAUGAGCUUAUCAAGGACGUCGGCCUCACCGGCCUGACCCCAGAAGAAGAAUUCUGGAACCGCGAAAAGAAGUUUACUGCCCAGGGAGCAGAUGUUCGACGAUUUAGCAACAGCCUCCAUGGGGGCCUGGAACCUCUUGCCGAUCCAUACUACGGUCGCAGACGAGUCUCCCAGGCAGAGAUUGCGAACGUGGGAGCAACUGGCCUCACACCGGAAGAGGAAUACUGGAACCGCGAACGCAAGUACAGCGUCGGUGGCCACGACGUCAGGAAGUUCAGUAAAGGCACCAAAAGCAGCCUUGAACCCUCGACCGACCCGUAUUACUCCCGCAGGCGAGUCUCUGCCGCCGAGAUCAAGAAUGUCGCCUCUCUCGACGACCACAUGACCCCCGCCGAACAAUACGAAGUCCGCGAGCGCAAACAAUCCCUGUUCCAACUCUCCUCCGACCCCUUCGACAAUCUCGCCAAUCGUCACCGCCAAUCCGUGUCCGGGGCUGUAACGGGUGCUUCGGCCGCUGCGACCCGUCGGCGAAGCUCUGCUGUCGCUCCGGAUGCCACUGUUGCUACGGCUGCAGCGGGCCACUCCCACAGUGGCUAUGACAGUGGCCAUAAGCUGGAGCCCAUCGUUAGCAAGGCUGACGGGCCCACGGCCAGCAGUCAUAAUGGGGAGAGCAGCCUGAGUGGGCACAUCUCAGAUGAUACCUUAAACAGAGACUCGAUUGAUCCGGUGGGGGGACGGAGCGGGGAGCACACCCGGCAUUAUGAUGCGGUGACGACGGGCCACCAUCAUGACCCGGACAGCGUGGCGCCUCAUGAGGUGCGAUGA